Molecule: messenger RNA, 1211 nt
Organism: Ooceraea biroi (clonal raider ant)
Lineage: Eukaryota; Metazoa; Arthropoda; Insecta; Hymenoptera; Formicidae
Product: GTPase Era, mitochondrial
Biological process (GO): ribosomal small subunit assembly
Cellular component (GO): mitochondrial matrix
Molecular function (GO): GTP binding; rRNA binding; ribosomal small subunit binding
Source: RefSeq, a predicted model, not a curated record
UCGAUUCUAAUGGUCGUUCCGUCACACGAAUCUCAAGUGCUGGAGUUAGGUUAAUUCUCCAUAAGUAUAGCCUACAAACGAUGGUGUAAUUUAUUUAUUAUCGCGAAAUUUUACAAAUCUCAGCUCGAUGAAAUGUUCUUUACACUCGAGAGAUACGCUGUUCGCGUGGGUACACGGUACUUGCGACGAUACUUCUCGAAGAACACGGACGUUUUGACGAACGAACCGCAAGAAUUUGUGCUGCGUGCCGACGAAGACUUUAAAUUAUUACGCCGGGAAGGACACAAAUCACUAAAAAUAGCUAUUUUGGGUGCACCGAACGUUGGCAAAAGCACGAUCGUCAAUCGACUUGCCAGGAGAUUGAUAUGUCCCGCAUCCUCCAAAGUUCAUACCACACAGGCCAAAGCAGAUGCAGUCUAUUGCGAGGGUGAUACUCAGUUGAUAUUUAUGGAUACACCUGGUAUGGUUUGCGAGAAAGACCAUAAACAAUAUCGAUUAGCUAGCAGCUUCAAGAACGAUCCACAGGAUUGCUUGAAGGCAUCGGACAUCGUGGGAAUUGUGCAGGAUGCAGGCAAUGUACAUACCAGAGACAGGAUUGAUCCGAACGUAUUGGAAUUAUUGAAAUUAACUAAAGAUAUAAGAAACCAGAUUUCGUUGAUCCUGAUCUUUAACAAAGUAGACAGAGUAAAGAAAAAGGAAUUGCUGUUGCAUCUCAUAAGGGUUAUAACCGAAAGCAAGAAAUCUCUGAAUUUCUCUGACGUAUUCAUGCUCUCUGCUUUGACUGGCAAUGGCAUUGACGAUCUAAGGACUUAUUUGCUCGACUCGGCCAAGCCGCGAGACUGGUGCUAUGAGGAACACGUGUACAGCGAUCACACAUGCGAGGACAUAAUACAGCAGACAGUGCGGGCUAAAUUGCUGGACGAUCUGCCAAACGAAGUCCCUUACAAAUUGCACGUGAAGCUGGAGCAUUUUGAUGUAGGACCUGACGACAGCAUCGCGGCAUUGGUGUCUGUCACGUGUCCUACUAAGCGUAUCAUGAACCUCUUAUUGCACGCCAGAGGCAACAGAAUAAGGGAUAUCGCGGUUAGAGCCGAGCAGGAAUUACGGAACGCCUUUCGAACGUCGGUAAGAUUAAAAAUAGGUGUACAGACGACAUAAUUUCCAUUCGAUUGUACAUUCGAUACUUGUAAAAUAAAGUUGCUUAUUAUGUA